This is a messenger RNA of Mya arenaria, 2671 nucleotides long. RefSeq lists its product as uncharacterized. The transcript is spliced from 4 exons. The record is from RefSeq and is a predicted model, not a curated record. NCBI's taxonomy places the organism in Eukaryota, Metazoa, Mollusca, Bivalvia, Myida, Myidae. The coding region runs from base 31 to 1686 and encodes 551 amino acids.
UAUUAUGGUUGCUGACAAUAAACAGAUAACAUGGAAAAGUUCUUAAAGAAAAUUACUUUUGAUGUUAAUGUAGAAAAAGACAUGGAAACGUUUGGACGUUUAUUAGGAAAUAAAAAAGUAAAGCAACAUUUAAUACAAAGAUGUUCAUGUCUGGGCAUUGCAGUGUUCCUCUGGGUGUAUUUCAACGGUGGACUUUUACCAAGAGCAUGGCGUCAGCAAAUUCCUAUGCUGCGGAUUGGGAGUGAUGCGAAUGUGCUUGUAUUUUUCCCAGAAUCACAGGAGAAUGGCGCCAAUAUAAAAUGGGCUAGAGCCUGUAACACAGAGGAAAAAUUACAGAGAGCUUUAUACAGUAGUGACAUUCAGAUGAUUGAGGCAGAUGUGAUGUUGAGGGGUCAGGGAACUGAAAAACAGGAGUUGACGCCGGUCAUGGCGGAACUGCCAGACACAGAUGGUCAACUGACCUUUGACCGCUGGCUUGACAAUGUGAUCAAAGCCUCAUCCAAGGGUUUUAAGUUGGAUUUUCAGGCCAUAGAUGCUUUGGAAGUUACCUUGCAGAAACUGCAAGAUCGAAAGGAAGAGAUUACUGUGCCAGUAUGGUUACAUGCAGAUGUGCUUCAAGGUCCAUUAGGAGGGGCACCAAGGGUUGACUCCACCCGCUUCAUCAAAGUGAUAAAGAAAAUGUUCCCAACCUGCACCUUGUCCCUGGGCUGGACUACAGGCUCUCACACAGAUGUUAGCCAGUUGAGCUACACCUGGGACAUGGUUCUCGAUAUGUAUCAUAUCAUUCACAAGAUGGAGGUUAACAAACCAGUGGUGUUCUCGGUCCGUGCUUCUUUCUUAGAGAACUCAGUACCCCAGCUGAAGUGGCUCAUUGAUAACACUAAGAGUAGUAUUCUUGUAUGGCAGCAUCCUAGGGAUAUGGAUGCUCAGGAUAGUCAGAGUUUGAAGUAUCUGUGUUAUAGAUUUCCUGCCCAUAAUGCCUUCUUUGAUCUCACAAAUGAAAAGUUGCUGGAAAUGGUUCAGAACAACAGGGUGAUUUCCAGUGUUCAGGAAUUAGAUGCAAGAGUAGGAAUGAGGGAUUCCUUGAAAUUCCGACCAGAGGCAUGGGUGAAAAUGGGCUUCCAUAUGGAUGCCCACUCCCUAAUGGCAAGUUCUGAAGCUAUCGUAUUGCAGAGUCGGGCUGUGUACAUGGUCACAAAGGCAAAGUAUACACCUAAUCCAAAUGUCAAGCUUGAAGGUCGAGUACAUUUUCUUGACCGAAAGAAUCUCAAGGAAGAAGUAGGUAAAACUGGACUGAGUAUUUAUGUUCGGUCUAAGGAAUACAUGCACUUUGAAGACAUUAAAGGAAUUAAGUGCUUUAUUGGUGUAGAUGGAGAAAUUGUAGUUGAAAGCAAUAACAUGCCAGGAAAGGCAUUCAGAGAGAGCCAUAGAGUUACUCCGGGCUCCGCAAACUGCUACAGAUUUACUGUGAAGGAUGAGGGUAAAGAGUUAGUGUUUAUUGUUACAGUAUUGCCCGAGUGCCAUACUCUGGAGAGUUCCAAACCCUUUGACAGGGUCCCUGCUGAAGUUAGGGUCCUUCUGCCCCCAGACAUAGGGGGCUUUGAAGUGGAGCAUCCGUUCAUUGUGAAACUGGAAGACAGCAAGAGAACUGCUGUACUUGAUGAGUUGACUGUUUCAUUGACAUAAGUUUCUAGUUUUCUUAGUAUAAAUUUGAUGUGUCUGCAUAAAAAUUACUGGUAUAAGGAUUUUUUUCCGUUUGAAUGUUGAUUGGCAUGGUAUGAACUUACAUCAUGUGGCUAACAGUUUGGCCAAGGAUUCUAAAAUUACUAUUUUCUUAUGCUGAAACCAGUUUAUCACUUUAUGAAUUUGAGAAAAACAGAUCUUUUGAGUUGCUGUAUUUUAAGAAAAUAGUUUAAUCAAUUUUAUUCCAUUACAUGACAUUAAAAUAGUGUGUUUUUUUGCACAUGUCUGUAUGAUACUCAAUUCUAGUUUAUCAUUUAUCAUUGAAAUAAAAAAUCAUCAACCUCAAGUCACUCUGCCAUAUUUCUUAAAAUACAUUAUUUACAGUGAUGCAUGAUUCUUGCUUGAGAGAGUGUGGUUGUUUUAAUACAGUUAAAGAAAAUUAUAAUAAAAAAAAUGUUUAUUUAGUCAUACUCAGGGUUUUUUUUUAAAUUAGUACUCGAGAAUCUGAUCAUUUUAAUUUUUGAAAGUAUCUAGUGUUUGUAUGUUUCAAUCAAGUUCUUUUACAAUAUAUUUAUAGGCUCGAAGUGUAAGUAACACUUGUCUUAAUUGAAAUUUUGGUCUUUAGCGUGGACCAAAAUCGAAAAAUCAAUUGCGUUUUCAAAAUGAACGUUUCAAAUGUCACACAAACGUUUCAUCACUGAUUUCCAUGCAGAGUCACCAGAGCACCAAUUUCACAUAAGGAUUAUAAUGGAAUUAUUGAUUACAUAUCGGUUUUGGAUCAAAAUAUUUUAUGUAUUGUGUAUUUCUUUGAGGUUGUGUAUUUUUGUAUAUUCCUAAUGCAUAUCAAUACUUGAAAUGUGAUAAUUGAUGUAUACAUGUAAUUGAGAAUGUUUUUGUUUUGUAUUUUUGAUACUAUGAACAAUUUUAUUUUUUCAUCUAUUUGAAUUUUAAUAAAUGCUAAAACCUGAAAUGAGUUCACUAUGACAAU